Molecule: messenger RNA, 1373 nt
Organism: Danio rerio (zebrafish)
Lineage: Eukaryota; Metazoa; Chordata; Actinopteri; Cypriniformes; Danionidae
Source: RefSeq, a predicted model, not a curated record
AAAACUUUUGUCCGCUGCUGUAUCCGUUCUAGCAGCAUGUAAGGCCAUGUUUGUUUGUUUUGUUGUUGCUAUGUACUCGCAAACAUCAUAAAAAUUCAAAGCUCAUAAAAGAUUGAAAAUCUUUCACUUAUGAAAACAACACAGAAUGGAGUUAAUCGUUGGCUUAUUGACACCCACAACAAUGUUGCUGUGCUAAGCACUUUAGAAAUCUGAACGUAUUUAAACAGAAGCAAAAAUAGCCUACUUGACGUGACACUGUACAGUUUCAGCACUGUAAAUACAGGUGUUUUGAGGACAUGUUUCUCAGCCAGUACUCACGUCAAGUUUAUUUGAGAUAUGAGGAACUGCUGAAUCCACUUCCAGCAUUCAUUCACAGGAUUCCAGCUCCACCCCUCGUCUUUGCCAUUUCAUUGUCUUUCUUCGUCAUUGUUAUCUCGUUGUCUUAGAGAAAAGCAUCAGUUUCCACAGCUCACAGUUGACUUCUGAAACACACAGUGUCAUCUGGUUUGCCAGUGUUGUACUCAGAACGGUCAAUAAAGCCAGUUUAAUUGUCAUCUGCAGUUUGCCGAACAUGGAAAAGGGAAUGUCACCUCCGCCAUAUCCUGGCCCUCCACUGGUCCAGAACAACAUUACCUACCAGCAGCCGCCGGUUACUUAUCAACCUCAAGCAGUUCCGAUGGCUGCUGUAUACAAUCCAAUGACUCAGCAGUCAGUCAUGUGUCCACUGUAACCCAGAUCUAGCAUGGGUCAAAUGGCACCAGUUUACCCAGGAGUAGUUUCUCCAGGCAUGUCUACAUCCACAGUAACUCAGACAAUGCAGUCUACAGCCAUGCCUGGCAUUGCUCCGAUGGCUGUUUACAACCCACAGCCCGCUGUCAUGUCGUCCUCAGUAAUUCAGACGGUUCAGACUGCUGCGCCUCCUCCUGCCCAGACCACAGUGGUGCUCAUGCCCUCACGACUGGGUGAGUGUCCAGGACAGAUGAGAUGUCCUCACUGCCAGCAGCAGGUGGUGACCGAGACCACAUAUGUCAACGGACUGUUGGUGUGGGGCAUCUGCAUUGGUCUCGGCAUUUUCGGGAUCUGGCCGUGUUGUUUGAUUCCCUUCUGUGUGGAUUCCUGCAAAGACGUCCAGCAUCGCUGUCCAGGCUGCAAAUCUCUUGUGUAUGUGUACAAACGUAGUUAAGCUUGUUCUGGAACAAGAACGGGGAAAAAGAAUCUGGACUUGACUGUACUUUCUAAUUCAUUGACAAAUAAUGCUAUACACCUUAUGGGUUUCUCCUUGUUGCAACAUAGGCUCAUUCUGAAAAUGUACAUCUAUAUACAUUUGUGGAGAUUGCGAAUUAUGUAGCCAGAGGUACGUAUGGCUGAAUUUC